GACCAUGAUCAAGAUCAGUCACCACCAUCAAACCCCUUCUCUUCCGAAGCUCAAUCCCAUGCUCAUCUCAACUCUCCAACUCUCCUCCUUUCUCUGCCUCCUCCUCUCCACCACCAUCACCGCCGCCGCCGUAGAUGACAACAGCCCCUGGCUACCUUACACUCCCACCGACUACAUUCUCCUCGACUGUGGUUCAUCUUCUAACACCACCGACGCUAGCCUCCGGAGCUGGGACGGCGAUGUCCGCUCACAAUUCUCGCCGUCGAACAUUGAAAACACGUCGUCGAAUGCUACAUCCUCCAAGUCUGUCAUUCAAGUGCCCUACAAGACUUCUCGUAUCUUCCACUCUCAAUUCACCUACUCAUUCCCAGUCUCUGCCGGACCAAAAUUCAUUCGUCUCUAUUUCUACCCAGUUAAUUACUCUGAGCUCGAUAUUACCAACUCUUUCUUCUCCCUCACUUCCAACGACUACACCCUCUUAAACAACUUCAGUGCCUUCCUCACUGUCUCCGCCAUGAAACCCGCAGUUGCUUCCCUUAUAAAGGAGUUCAUCGUCAAGUUAGGGACAACCAGAUACUGA
Messenger RNA from Ilex paraguariensis (yerba mate), 580 nucleotides. Lineage: Eukaryota; Viridiplantae; Streptophyta; Magnoliopsida; Aquifoliales; Aquifoliaceae. The record is from the annotation of a GenBank genome assembly.